AUGUCUAGUAGUAGCAGCCCUGAAUCCUUGGAUCAACAGUUGCAGUCCUCAAGACCGCCUGUAUUGUCAACACCUGUUUGUUGUUCAACCAGGCUACCAACACCUUGCGAGAGAUUGCCUGGAAUGGUUGUACCCUCUUCUGAUAGCCAAACCGUGAUCUCUCUUCCACAAGCUACCGGUUUGAAGCGUAAGAAGAACACCCCGACUGAAAAAACUAAUGUUGUGGGAUCUUCCCAACAGGCAGACAAGAAGCGGAAGAAAUCACCUUCUGUGUUGUCUAAGCCACUGGGUAAUGAUGAAUCAGAUAAGCCACUGGAAUGCAAAAUGAAUCAAGAUUCCAACAAUGGCCUCACUUAUUGUCAGAAAGCAAAGAUUUUGGAAUCUAGUGAUGGUGACGAGGAAGGGGACAAGGGGCCUGAGUAUGAACCUGUUGAGGAUCAUUUUGGAACCCCAGUUUAUGAAGGAACUGAUGUAACUUUAAUACCUUUCAAUCAAAGGUGUCAUUAUGUGGUUUGA
Molecule: messenger RNA, 516 nt
Organism: Melampsora larici-populina 98AG31
Lineage: Eukaryota; Fungi; Basidiomycota; Pucciniomycetes; Pucciniales; Melampsoraceae
Exons: 2
Coding region: 1-516 (171 amino acids)
Source: RefSeq, a predicted model, not a curated record